AAAAGAGGUGAGUUGAUUUUUUCAGAAAGUUCGAGGGGCACAUUAUUUCUUUAAUUUUUUUAAAAUUCGUUAAAACAAGAAACAGGCACUGGCUGCAAGACUUUUUGGUUGGUCUAGAGAGCUCUGAAACUGCAAAAGUUGGGAAUUUUGAAGGGGCUAUCACCACACCAUUACCGGACGUUUUGGUCUUUCUUGAAGCGAAUAGCAUAAGCUUCUGUUCUCCAAUCUUCACCUGACCCUGAGCUAAUAAUACACGAGAGAUCAGAUGUCAGUUACACUGCAUACCAAUCUUGGUGAUAUCAAGUGCGAAAUCGCUUGUGACGAGGUUCCUAAAACGGCCGAGAAUUUCUUGGCACUAUGUGCUAGUGGUUAUUACGACGGAACCAUAUUUCACCGAAAUAUUAAAGGUUUCAUGAUUCAAGGUGGAGACCCAACAGGUACAGGCAAAGGUGGGACCAGUAUAUGGGGCAAGAAGUUCAAUGAUGAGAUCAGAGAGUCUCUUAAGCAUAACGCAAGAGGUAUACUAGCAAUGGCGAACAGUGGUCCUAAUACUAAUGGAAGCCAGUUUUUUAUAACUUACGCAAAGCAACCGCAUCUCAAUGGAUUGUACACUAUAUUUGGCAAAGUAAUUCAUGGCUUUGAAGUCCUGGAUAUCAUGGAGAAGACUCAAACAGGAGCUGGCGAUCGACCUCUUGCAGAAAUAAGGAUCAAUAGAGUAACAAUACAUGCCAAUCCACUUGCUGGAUAGUUGCGAGUUGGAGAUGCUCUAUGGUAAGGAUGAAUGGAGGCUAAUCUAAUUAUCGCCUAGCUGGAUUCUGGAGUGUCUGGUUGGAUGAUGUUGGCAUUGGCAUGUUUUUGAACAUUAAUGUAGUACUAACAGAAAGGGAGACUGCUGAUGUUACCUGUAGUUCAAUGCACAGCAACAUUUUGUUUAACUCCGUGAAUGUAACAUUUGAAGAUAGGUGUCUUGCUUUAGGGAAAGUACAAAUAAGACACUGUGAUUAAGUGAGUUUUCGUUAACGAGGCUAUGCUUUUUUUCUUAACA
Messenger RNA from Ricinus communis (castor bean), 1045 nucleotides. Its product is annotated as peptidyl-prolyl cis-trans isomerase CYP18-1. Gene Ontology annotation, cellular component: catalytic step 2 spliceosome. Gene Ontology annotation, biological process: protein folding; protein peptidyl-prolyl isomerization. The record is from RefSeq and is a predicted model, not a curated record. Gene Ontology annotation, molecular function: peptidyl-prolyl cis-trans isomerase activity. Lineage: Eukaryota; Viridiplantae; Streptophyta; Magnoliopsida; Malpighiales; Euphorbiaceae. The coding region runs from base 266 to 748 and encodes 160 amino acids. The transcript has 5 exons.